AAAAAGUAUUUUCUUUUUCCUAUUUUCUAUUUCAAUUUCAUUAUUUAAAAAAAAAAAAAUCUCAUUAUAUAUGUUCACAUACUAACCUUUCAAAAAUAUGUUCACAUACUAAAGAGAAAACACUCAGGCACCUGGUUGUCUUUAUAAUUAAGUGUUCCUUUUACAAAGAUUUAUAUAAUCUAUUAACACCUUUCUCCAUUCUAAAGUCAAAACAGCAACACCCAUCUCUCCAUUUUCACACCCACAAGCUCUUCAGGUGCAAUGUGUGCCUCUUUCUGAGCCUGCCACUAAACAGGGGAGCUUGUAAUUAGUAAACAAACAUGGCUGAGAAUAAAAAAAGUGGUGAAGUGUUGGUGACAAUCUCCAAUGAAGAAAAAGAUUUGAAAAAUGCAAGAGGUUGUUUUACUGAGUCACCUCAUAGAAAAUCUGGUGAUUCACAUCCAGAAAAUGCAGCUUUUAGUCCCAGUCCUAACAGGCCUCCAAGAAUCCCCAAUCCCGAAACGCUAACCCGGCGAAAAACGUUAGCAAGAUCGGUUUACUCCAAGCCGAAAUCGCGGUUUGGCGAACCGCCUUUGAUCGAUCACAACAUGUUCGACGACAUGCCGGACCCAGUUGGCCAGGCGGCUAACUCGCCUAUAGGUAUCGCGUCAAGCCGGGCCUCACCUAGAGUGCCAAGCAACACUACCGGUUCUCCGAACGGUACGCCGUUGAAGGAGAUGGCGAGAACGUUUUCCAUAACUCCGAAAACUCCGUUUAUGGCGUCGCCUGGAGGUGCAGCGGGGGUUGAUGAGGAUGAAGAGAUAUACAAGAAGGUGGAUAUAAGAAAUAAGUUGAAGUAUAAGAGGGUAAAGAUUAAAGUUCUGUUGGAAUGGAUAGUGUUUUUGUUUCUUUUAAGUUGUGUAGUUGCUAGCUUCACGGUUAAAGACUUGAAUCAUUACAAAAUCUGGAGCUUGGAGUUAUGGAAAUGGCUUGUGCUCGUUACGGUCAUUAUUUGUGGUAUGUUGGUUACAAAAAAGCUUAUGCAUUUUAUCGUGUUCUUGAUCGAAUUGAACUUCUUGUUGAGAAAAAAGGUGUUGUAUUUUGUUCACGGGUUAAAGAAGAGCGUUCAAGUAUGCAUUUGGUUGAUUGUCGUUCUCGUUACUUGGACAUCGUUGUUUAAUAGCCAAGAUGUCGAAAGAUCAAAAACCGCCACACGGGUUUUGUACUAUAUCACUUGGACUAUUGUUUCGUUAUUGGUUGGUUCACUUUUGUGGCUAUUAAAGACUUUAUUGCUUAAAAUCUUGGCGACGUCAUUCCACGUCAGCAAUUUCUUUGAUAGAAUUCAAGAAUCAAUCUUUCUUCAGUAUGCCCUUUUAACCCUGUCGGGCCCGCCGGUUAUGGAAUCGUUACAAACGGUUGGUGCGAGUGCAAGCACACGCCAUAUGAGUUUACAGGUGAAGAGAAAUGGGAAAGAGGCGAAGACGAAAGAAGUGAUUGAUGUCGGUAAACUUCAUCAAAUGAAAAGAGAAAAGGUGUCUGCUUGGACUAUGAAAAAUUUGGUUGACGUGAUAUCGAAUUCUCGGCUCUCUACAUUUUCUGGCGAACUUGAAGAAAGUGCGUAUGAUGGACCAAACGAAUCGACAGAUCGGCAAAUUUCUAAUGAGAUGGAAGCGAUUGCGGCUGCUUAUCAUAUUUUUAGAAAUGUUGCUCAGCCUGGUUUCACGUACAUUGAAGAUAUGGAUUUAAGGAGAUUUAUGAUCAAGGAAGAGGUAGAUGUUGUGUUUCCAUUGAUCGAUGUGGCUGAUACAGGACAAAUUGAUCGGAAAACUUUAACAGAAUGGGUGGUAAAGGUUUACAAGGACCGGAAAGCGUUAGCGCAUGCAUUAAGUGACACGAGGACAGCGGUAAAACAAUUGGACAAACUUGUUACGGCUGUCUUGAUUGUUUUAGUCUUCGUUGUGUGGCUUCUUUUAACCGAAAUCGCAACAACCAAAGUACUUGUGUUACUCUCAUCCCAGCUUGUUGUAGCUGCUUUUAUAUUCGGAAACACUUGCAAGACUAUUUUCGAAGCCAUUGUGUUCGUUUUCAUAAUGCAUCCAUUCGACGUUGGUGAUCGUUGUGUCGUUGAUGGGGUUCAGUUGAUAGUUGAAGAGAUGAAUAUCUUAACGACGGUUUUCUUGAGAUAUGACAACGAGAAGAUAUACUAUCCGAAUUCGGUUUUGUCUACAAAGCCGAUUAGCAAUUUCUAUAGAAGUCCAGAUAUGUCAGAUGGUGUCGAAUUCUCUAUCGACUUUACAACACCUGUUGAGAAGAUUGGGCUAUUAAAAGACAAGAUGAAAAAGUAUUUGGAGAAGAAUCCGCAAUUCUGGCACCCGAAUCACAGUUUUGUCGUGAAGGAGAUCGAAAAUGUGAACAAGAUAAAAAUGGCGAUGUUUUUCAAUCAUACGAUGAAUUUUCAAGAGUUUGGUGAAAAAAACAGGAGGAGAAGUGAAUUGGUUUUAGAGCUGAAGAAGUUAUUUGAAGAGCUGAAGAUCAAAUGCAAUCUUCUUCCCCAAGACAUUCAUCUGCAUAAACCGGAAACAACAAGCGGGCCCACCAAAUAAUUACACAACCUUGUGUUUAAAGCUUUGGAUUCUACAUUUUGAAGUCAUUAUUUUUUGCAUUCAGAAUCUCCUGCACACAACAUGAGGCAGGCAUAUAUAUAUGUAUGUUAAGGGAGGUAUGUAAUGUUUUAAAAUUUUCAUUUUGUUUAUGGAGACAACUUAGAACAGAGAAGCUUGCAUCUAUGCUAUCGACGACUGGUUGUCACUUUUAUAGCCAUAUAUAUAGAAUCACAUCACAUGGUUUAAUUUUAUGCCAAGAUGGUUAUUACUUUU
This is a messenger RNA of Helianthus annuus (common sunflower), 2855 nucleotides long. RefSeq names its product mechanosensitive ion channel protein 10. NCBI's taxonomy places the organism in Eukaryota, Viridiplantae, Streptophyta, Magnoliopsida, Asterales, Asteraceae. Gene Ontology annotation, molecular function: mechanosensitive monoatomic ion channel activity. Gene Ontology annotation, cellular component: plasma membrane. Gene Ontology annotation, biological process: transmembrane transport; detection of mechanical stimulus; monoatomic anion transport. The transcript has 7 exons. The record is from RefSeq and is a predicted model, not a curated record. The coding region runs from base 321 to 2582 and encodes 753 amino acids.